UCAAAAGCAACCAUAAAUUAAAAAGAAAAGAGCGCUAUAAAACACUGGAGUCCGUAAUUUUCCCCCUUUUUCUUUCGGUCUCUCUAUGCCCCCGAGUGUUGUUGUGCCUUGCUCUCGUAAAUUUUAGCUGAUUUUCUCAAAAUUCCAAGAUAAAUUAUUCAAAUUCAAGCUUCAAAUUAUUGUUUAAUUGAUAAUUUUUGAGCUUAUUAUCAUUCAUUUGUGUUGUAUGCGUGUAAUGAUUUGGAGAAGAAGGCAAAGAGAGAUCUUUAUAUCUCUCGUUAAUAGUUGAUCUCAACUUCCUUUCUUUGCUUGAAGAAUCAAUUCUUAAAUUUCGAGUGAAUAAGUGCGUUCUAGGGUUUUUAUUAGUUCGGGCGAAGAUCUUGGUUAGGGAAACCUGGCUAUGGAAUACUCUGAUAGCAGCGGGACUGAUGACGAUCUCCCUCCAUCACAUCAGAAUAGAGUCCCAAGAGGAGGCCAUCUGGCAGGUAAUGGAAGGCCUGCGGUUGCAGGUUCUGCUCCAUACGCCAGGCCGCCAAAUGAUAUGGAGACUCAGAUCCAUCUCCUUGAGCAAGAAGCCUACAGUUCAGUGUUGCGAGCGUUCAAGGCUCAAUCUGAUGCCAUAACAUGGGAGAAGGAAAGUUUAAUAACAGAGCUUAGAAAAGAAUUGAGAGUAUCGGAUGAGGAGCAUAGAGAACUUCUUGGUAGGGUUAAUGCAGAUGAUAUCAUUCGGAGGAUAAGGGAGUGGAGACAGGCAGGUGGUGCACACCAAGCCGGCUUGCUCAGUACAGCUCAACCUGUUCAUGAUCAAAUACCAAGCCCUACUGUCUCAGCAUCUCGGAAGAAACAGAAGACGACACAGUCAGUGCCUUCUCUAUCCUUAAAUGCACCAUCCCCUGCUCUGCACCCACAAGCAGUCGGGGGUGCAUCAAUGCAGCCGUCUUCUUCUUCUGCAAAACGAGUAGCUGCUGUUGGAGGAGCCAGGGGCAAGAAGCCUAAAUCAAGGCCGUUGCCUGGUGUGCCUGGAAUGAAAUCGAUACCCUACCCUUCUGCUGGUCCAGCCGGAAGGGGUCAAGCUGCUAUUCGUGGGACGCCUGGGGCUCUUGUCGCAAAUGAAACUGCAGAUACGGCAGCUUUAGAGCUAAUUGGACGGAAAGUGCUGACCAGGUGGCCUGAGGAUAACAACUUCUAUGAGGCUGUCAUAACUAAUUACAAUGCCAGUGAGGGACGGCAUGCGCUGGUUUAUGAUAUAAAUUCCAAGGACGAGACAUGGGAAUGGGUGAAUCUCAAAGAGAUUUCCCCUGAGGACAUUCGGUUGGAAGGAGAGGACCCCGGAAUUUCUCGACGAGCUGGUCGUGGUGGUGGGCUAGGUCGUGGGGCUAAGAAGCCGAUGGGUCGCGGUGGUCCUGUUCCAGGUGCAGGGAGAGGGAGGGGAGGUAUAAAAAAUCAGGUCAAGAAAGAAUUCCCACCAUCACAGAAUGGCAUUGGAAAGAAGACUUUGGAUGACAUUGAAAUACUUCAUACAGAGACGCUGGUUAAGGAGGUAGAGAGAGUCUUCGGUGCUAGUCAUCCUGAUCCACAACAAAUGGAGAAGGCGAAAAAAGUGCUAAAAGACCAAGAGCAAGCUUUGAUUGAUGCAAUUGAGAGACUUGCGGAUGCAUCUGAUGGUGAAAGUGAUGAUGAGCAUAGAUUCUCACAUGGGCAAUCAUUAGACCGGGAACGAGGUUGGAGAAAUCGGCCGUAUGGUGGGAACCAGCAUAACAUGGGAUUUGACGAUGAUAUGUUAGAAGGUAGGGGAGAUGGAUCAGACGGUGAUCAGAUGGUUGGGGAGGCUAGAGCAGCUUCCUAUGACCAUCGAGAUGCUGAUGAUCUCUAGUUUCUGGAUUCACCAACAAUUCUUAGUUGGGUUGAAGAAAUCUCACUUCCGUCUAAAAUGCCAUGUUUCUCUGAUCUUUUUGUCCUCUCACAGUAAAAUAGCCCCAUCAUGUGAGCAUUUGAGUAGCUAAAAGUGGUGUAGGUUGGGGUUGAUCUUUACAAUGUUGAUCCAGUAAAAUUUCACUGGGUAAAUCUGCGAUGUGUCCAUGUAAAAUUAUUUAGCCCUUAUGGCCAUGUAAAGCGUAUCUUGGAAGAUGGCCCUUUAGUGUUGUUGCAGGUUCAGGUUAUAGAAUUUUUACUUUUGUUUUCUUUAUAUAAGCUAAAUCUUGUAUUUCUUAAUUUAUCUCAGAUGUAUUAUUGGCUAAAUAUUCUUCUGUUGUUGGUUGGUUUAAUGGCGAUUUCUUGCU
Papaver somniferum (opium poppy) is the source of this 2279-nucleotide messenger RNA. Its product is annotated as protein EMSY-LIKE 3-like. NCBI's taxonomy places the organism in Eukaryota, Viridiplantae, Streptophyta, Magnoliopsida, Ranunculales, Papaveraceae. Bases 401 to 1873 code for a protein of 490 amino acids. Gene Ontology annotation, cellular component: nucleus. The transcript is spliced from 10 exons. Gene Ontology annotation, biological process: defense response to fungus. The record is from RefSeq and is a predicted model, not a curated record.